AUGAAGGCUGCAGGAGAGUCCACAGGCCAGGGAAUAAAGUUACGACAGUCCUACACAGGCAUCUAUGACAACUUCAACAUCUAUCGCAUCACAAAUGACACACGUCUAGACAACAGAAGCGGGAUCGGAAAUGGAACUACGACUAUCUUGGUCACUGGACACCCAGCGGAUGAUGAUCGACAUGCUCUGUAUCAAAAACUUUGUCUCAAAGAUCUUUUGAUUCAACCUUCAAGUGACCACCAUUUCGACAUUGUGUGCCAAUUUCGCUUACUAGCAUUUCUAAAGCGAGACUACAAGAAAGGAGCUAGAGACAUGAGAAACGACGCACCCGUUAUUGAUUGCAUCGAAGUCAAGGAAUUGGAGACAUUUCCUCUACCAUCAAUGGAUAUCGAUGACCUAAUUCUUUGCAACCGUCACGGCUCGAUCAAGACUGCAGGCCCGCUUGCCUACUACGCAAGUAAUCUGAAACGGAAGAUCUCCCUCGAAAAAUUUAACUUUAAUGCUAUACAUGAUUUUGCAAGGCAUGUUUUUGAGGCAGUUGUGUUGAGAGCGUGGGACAAAGAGUUGGGAGGCGACGACGAAGGCAAAGAAGUAGGAAUUGACACAAACUUCGCCACAUUGGCCGGCGAUAUCACGCGAGAGUAUAUUUCAACUACUGAGCAUUUUAAGGCUUUCAAGAAAUACAGCUUGUUCCUUCGAGACGCGAUGCUUUAUAUUGACCUUUCAUUGGCUAUCAAGGUAGGCGAAUAG
Lobosporangium transversale is the source of this 750-nucleotide messenger RNA. RefSeq lists its product as hypothetical. The record is from RefSeq and is a predicted model, not a curated record. Bases 1 to 750 code for a protein of 249 amino acids. NCBI's taxonomy places the organism in Eukaryota, Fungi, Mortierellomycota, Mortierellomycetes, Mortierellales, Mortierellaceae. The transcript has 3 exons.